Olea europaea var. sylvestris is the source of this 2499-nucleotide messenger RNA. RefSeq names its product casein kinase 1-like protein HD16. The record is from RefSeq and is a predicted model, not a curated record. The transcript has 12 exons. NCBI's taxonomy places the organism in Eukaryota, Viridiplantae, Streptophyta, Magnoliopsida, Lamiales, Oleaceae. Bases 480 to 2099 code for a protein of 539 amino acids. Gene Ontology annotation, molecular function: protein serine/threonine kinase activity; ATP binding. Gene Ontology annotation, biological process: peptidyl-serine phosphorylation; signal transduction; endocytosis. Gene Ontology annotation, cellular component: cytoplasm; nucleus.
AUCAUCCAUUAACACAUCUCUACCGUCACUCCUCCAUCAUCAACGGUUGAAAAAAAAAAUUCUAUUUCCAAAUUAAUACCCGUUCUCGUUUUCGAGUUCUUUUCUGGCAUAUUACACAGUACAGCUAUAAUGUACAUAAUCGGAAUAAAAUUCGAUCAGUUUUUGUCUACCGAUCCCUAAUUUGUAUUGGUCUCUGAAAACCCUAACCUUCUGCAGCUGAUUUUGCUCAAUUUUUCUCCGUACAUUCCCUGAUCAUCUGUUGUUUUUUCAGUUCAAUUCAAUUUAAUUCGAAUUAUUGGUACAGUUUUGCCCGAUUGUUGUUACUGUGAUUUUUGAGUUAUUUUUGUAGUUACUGUAGCGUCCAACGAAGUGAUAUAUAGAUAGAUGACACGUGCUUAUUUAUUGGGAUACUUGGUUUUUGAUUUCUUGGAGAGGAAUUUUUAAUAGGUGAAAAGGGUAUGGUAAUUGGAGGAUGAAAGAUGCCGCUGCGUGGCGGAGUUCGCAGAGGCAGGAGAGGAAAGCCGCAGCCAGUGCCGAACAACAACAGCAACAACAAUAAUAAUCAGAAUAAUAAUUAUAGUGAAGCGGUUGAGAACGCUGCAAUUGCUACGAGAACAAGGAAGAGGAAAAGGGCGGCUGCUGCAGCUGUUGCGGCACCGGUUGAGGACAACAUAGUUGCUGCACCAGCAGCGGCGAACGAGAUUAGGGAGGUUCGACAGCGAGGGGAGAGGGUUUUGGAGCAACCAGAAAGGAGAGAACAGGUGGGAGAGAGGCCGAUGGAUGAUUAUAGUAAUGGUGGAAAAAAAGUCGACAAGGCUACAGCUGAUGAAUCAUCCGCUGCUCCUCUUCCCGAAAGGGUUCAGGUUGGUGGUUCACCGAUGUACAGGAUCGAGAAAAAACUUGGCAAGGGAGGUUUCGGACAAGUGUGUGUUGGUCGCCGUAUAUCUGGUGGUAUCAGUAAUGAUAGAAAUGGACCUGGAGCCAUAGAAGUGGCUCUAAAAUUUGAACAUCGUAACAGUAAAGGAUGUAACUACGGUCCACCUCAUGAGUGGCAAGUUUAUAAUACUCUAGGGGGGAGUCAUGGUGUACCACGAGUGCAUUACAAAGGCAGACAAGGUGACUAUUAUGUGAUGGUCAUGGAUAUGCUUGGACCUAGCUUGUGGGAUGUUUGGAAUAAUAGCUCUCACACGAUGCCCAUGGAAAUGGUGGCAUGCACUGGCAUUGAAGCAAUAUCUAUAUUGGAAAAGAUGCACUCCAAGGGGUGUUAUGUUUGGCAAAUGAAGUUAACCUAUCAGGUUGGUCACAAGAGAGGCAGGCUGGCUUUUGAAGAUGAGGUAGAUGAACAGCCAAGAAAGAAAGUUCGUAUGGGAAUGCCUGCUACACAAUGGAUUAGUGUAUAUAAUGCCCGUAAACCCAUGAAGCAAAGGUAUCACUACAAUGUGAUGGAUACAAGGCUUGCCCAACACAUUGAAAAAGGAACAGAAGAUGGCCUAUUUAUCAGUUCCGUAGCAUCUUCUCAAAACCUUUGGGCUCUAAUAAUGGAUGCAGGCACUGGCUUUAAUGCCCAAGUUUAUGACCUAUCACCUUCCUUUCUUCACAAGGAAUGGAUACUGGAGCAAUGGGAAAAGAAUUAUUACAUCAGUGCAGUUGCAGGAGCUACAAAUGGGUGUUCAUUAGUAGUAAUGUCAAAAGGCACUCAGUAUUUGCAACAGUCUUACAAAGUGAGUGAUUCUUUUCCAUUCAAGUGGAUAAACAAAAAGUGGAGAGAAGAUUUUUAUGUUACCUGUAUGGCCACUUCUGGUAGUAGAUGGGCAGUUGUCAUGUCUCGUGGUGCUGGCUUUUCGGAACAGGUUGUCGAGCUAGAUUUUCUUUAUCCAAGUGAAGGUGUUCACCGGCGCUGGGAUGCUGGAUAUCGUAUAACUUCUACUGCAGCAACUUCAGAUCAGACUGCUCUUGUUUUAAGUGUUCCAAGAAGAAAACCAACUGAUGAAACACAAGAGACACUUCGGACUUCUGCCUUUCCCAGCACACAUGUCAAGGAGAAAUGGGGAAAAAAUCUGUAUAUUGCAUCUGUUUGUUAUGGCCGUACAGUUUCAUAGAGCUGCUAGAUUUUAUGUUGACCUUCCGUAGUUUAAAAGAUCAAGACUUAUUGGCAAUCCAGCUGGAAGAAAGAACCGGGGUCUCUGUAGAGGUUUCCAGUUUGUAAGGGUUUUUGAAUUGAUGCAAGUUUGUGCAGUAGUUACGCUAGAGAAGUUAAGGUUGGGCCUGAUAUCUGUUGUGUAUUUUGGUUUAAACGAAGGCUCAUUUGCACGCAAAGUUGAAGAUGGUAGGCGUUUUUUACUUAUUGCCGUCAAAUGUGUAUAUUCCUUCGUAAUAAGUCUCUGUGUGGGCUUUAAACCUGGAGGGUCUACUGUCUUGUUUAAAUUGCCUAGCGCAGUCACUGGUGGAACUCGAUACUAAUUCUAGUUUUAUGCUUAUAUCCAGUCUCAAUUUAUUUCA